AUGUCCCUCAACGUAGCCCAACGCCGUCUCCUCCAAGAAUACCGCUCCCUAACCAACAACCCACCCGAAGGCAUCACCGCGGGCCCCAUUUCCGAAGACGACCUGCUGCACUGGGAAUGCUUGAUCCAAGGGCCCGAGGGCACCCCCUUUGAGGGCGGCGUGUUUCCCGCAGAGCUUAAGUUCCCGAAUGAUUACCCGCAUAUGCCACCGAGCAUGAAGUUCCUGGGGGAUGUGUUUCAUCCUAAUGUCUACCCCUCAGGCCUAGUCUGCAUCUCGAUCCUCCACCCACCCGGCGACGACCCGAACCACUACGAGAAGGCCUCGGAAAGAUGGUCACCCAUUCAGUCCGUCGAGAAGAUCUUGCUGUCGGUUAUGAGCAUGUUGGCGGAGCCUAAUGACGAGAGUCCAGCGAACGUGGAGGCGGCCAAGAUGUGGAGGGAGAGGAGGACCGAGUACGAGGACAGAGUGAAGGCGAGUGUGAGGGCUAGUUUGGGACUUUAA
Molecule: messenger RNA, 501 nt
Organism: Sordaria macrospora k-hell
Lineage: Eukaryota; Fungi; Ascomycota; Sordariomycetes; Sordariales; Sordariaceae
Cellular component (GO): cytosol; endoplasmic reticulum
Source: RefSeq, a predicted model, not a curated record